AUGUCGGAGCUGGAAGCACAUCUCCAAAAACUAAGCGAUCCAUCGCAUACAAAGUAUGGGGCACAUUUAUCUCAGGACGAAAUAAGCAACUUUCAGCAGCCAGACCAAGACGGUCUUGUCGCUGUGCGUUCGUGGCUCAAUGCCAAUAGAGUACCAUUCUCAGUUGAAGGGUCGUGGCUACGAAUCAACACUACCGUUGACACAGCGAGCCAACUCAUCGACGCUGAUUUUGGUCGCUACCAAUACAACGAUGAUAGUCCUGUUCUACGCGCGACAAAGUACAGCCUCCCCAGUGCGGUAGCAGACUACGUUGACUUUGUCUACCCCGUCACCCAAUUCAUCCGCAAGCCUUCCAAGAAAGCACUGCCAUCAUUAGAAUCACACUCCGAGAAAAGACAGGAUUCAUCAUCGCAAACCUGCCCCGGUGGAGACACAACACCCGACUGCAUCAUGUCCAUGUACAACAUCAACUACCAGAUCCCCGACUCCGACUCCCCCGUGACUUUGGGCAUCGUCGGCUUUCUGGAAGAAUACCCUAACGAGCCCCUUCUACACUCCUUCCUGGAAAACUUCAGUCCCUACCGCAACACCACCGGCUACAACCCUCUGUACAACUUCACCGUCGCCUCGAUCCAGAACGGCAACGACACCAAGCUCGGCUAUGGCGGGGAAGCCCAACUCGACAUCCAAUACAGCAUGCCCUUCGUCCAGCCCAUGAACGUAACCUACUUCUCCACGGGCGGCAGAGGCCCGUAUCUCGACGAAAACGGCACCGAAGUGCCUCUCGAUACCAGCCUCAACGAGCCAUGGAUCGAGUUCCUGGAAGCACUUCUCGAACGCGACGAACUACCUACUGUGCUCUCGAUCUCCUACACCGACGACGAAGCAUGGAUCCCACGCGCCUACGCCAAGCGCGCAUGCGACCUCUUCAUGCAGCUCGGAGCGCGGGGUACAUCCGUCCUCGUAGCCAGCGGCGACGGCGGCUCUGCAGGCACCGGAUCUUCAGAGUGUAAGAACAACAAGUUCCGCCCUACGUUCCCCGUCGACUGUCCGUACGUCACGAGUGUCGGCGCAACGGCUGCCUACUCUCCGCUUAGUGCAGAGUGGUUCAGUGCAGGCGGGUUCAGCGACUACUUUGACCGCCCUGCGUGGCAGGAUGCGGACGCGAAGAAGUACAUCGCGCAACUAAACGGGUCGCAUGAUGGAUGGUAUGCGCCUAGUGGACGUGGUAUACCCGAUCUCUCGGCUAUUGGAACGCGAUUCGUGAUGGACGAGAGUGGUAUCAAGCAGAAAGGGACGAGUGCGAGUACGCCUGUGAUUGCGGCUAUGAUUGCGCUUGCAAAUGACAAGAGGAUGCGAGGUGGGAAGCCGGCGCUGGGCUUCUUGAACCCCUUGCUUUACUCGGAUGAGCUGCGGCAUGUGUUUGUGGAUGUGACUGAGGGUCAGUCGGGUAGUUGUAUUGUUAACCGCACUGCGGAGCCUGGGUGGGAGACGGCUGUGGGAUGGGAUGCAGCGACUGGGCUGGGCACAUUAGAUUUUGCCAAGUUUGUUGAGGCUGUUGCUUAG
Messenger RNA from Alternaria triticimaculans, 1566 nucleotides. RefSeq lists its product as uncharacterized. Bases 1 to 1566 code for a protein of 521 amino acids. The transcript is spliced from 2 exons. Gene Ontology annotation, molecular function: serine-type endopeptidase activity; tripeptidyl-peptidase activity. Gene Ontology annotation, biological process: proteolysis. NCBI's taxonomy places the organism in Eukaryota, Fungi, Ascomycota, Dothideomycetes, Pleosporales, Pleosporaceae. The record is from RefSeq and is a predicted model, not a curated record.